AGGUAAUAUUACUUUAGUAUGGAAUACUACUGAAGCAAAUUUGCUGUAAACAAUCGGUCGUCGAUUGAGCAGAACAGGUCGAUGAAGAGUCCUAACAGUUAAUUAUGUUGACAAGUGAAGUUCGCGUAACGAUAAAUUCUGCGACAUGAAGUCACCUUUGACACCACGGACCUUGGAGCUUUUCUAUCAAAUCGAAGGUGGAAAUGGCGUCCUUGAUUUACUCGCCCCCGAAGUUUUUUACCAAAUUAUGGUUAAUCUCGAGCCUGAAGACAUCCGAAUCUGCAUGUGCGUCUGUAGAAAAUGGAGGUUGCUCUUGUCCACGGGUUACUUUUGGAGAAAUUACAUGAAUCACUCGUUCGACUUCACGGAUGAAGACGAAGAGAGACUCACAGGAAUGCUACACGAGCUUGGAAGUUCGUGGUUCUUCGGUUGGGGACAAGGAAUGGUUCAGGGAUUAUCUGAGGGGGACUUGUUCGAGGAACUCCCAAGGCGCUGGAAAUCAGGUAUCGUGCACCCAGUUGGGCCGGAUGUCCGGAGUAAAGUGCCGGACUAUAAAGCCAUGUACGAAUCACUCUAUCAGCUGCAGAAAAUACAAGAUGAAGUGAACGAAAGAGAAAUUGUUUACACUGGUUCUUCGGAGAACAGUGGAGAAUGCCCAGUUGAUAUGCUGUUAUUCCGCUGGGAACAUGACAAACUACCUUCUCAAGAGGAGGUCAUGGAGAUUUUUCAUUUGAAUACAAAUCUACGGUUAGACAUAACUUACGAGAGGUCGGAGAAGAACUUCGCGGAAGAAAACGAACUCGGAGAAAUAUUCAAGUGCCGACGGAAACUGCCUAGCGAGAGCAUUUUCUACGAAGCGCUGCCCAAGGUUUUGGACGAUGGGUUUAUAAAAGUACACAUCGACUACCAAGGUCGCACUAACACAUUCAGACCCUGCCCAGUCUUCAUUCUUACCCAGCUCUCGCCCGGUUGGUGUGGAGGUGUUUUGACAGGAGUGUGGUAACGAGCAUGCGAACUCACUCUUCCAAAUCACAUGGGGCCAAGAUCACAUUUGGCACACGCGGAUUACGCCAUCCACCCUGAGAUGACGUGAAUAUUAAUAUUAUUAACGUCCGCUCGAUAUUCGGGAAACUACAAUGGUAGUAAAUUCCAGACACGAAUCGUUGAGUUAACAGUUUUGUUGACAAUACACCAGACUAAAUAACGACCAGAUUGUCUUGAGUCGACAUAGUUCGGAAGAUAGCUUUUGUUAUUUGAAAAGUCUGCGAAGGGCUCGUACUUUCUCGCUCUUGCCAUGUAGUAAGCUUUGUCUAUAUGCAUCGUAUUAAGUUGUGCAUCGCUGAAUUGAACUGCAAAGGGAGGCAAGCAUGGUUCGUGGCACCAGGGAAUUCGAGUAGGCUCAUAGCGUAUCACUGAAAGUGCUCUUCAACGACUAUGGCUCCAUGUCUCAAACUCCUAAGAUUUAAUUCCUUGUGAAUCGUUGGGGAGAAUUUUAAUAAGAUGUCAGGAUAGUUACACCCUCUAACUGACAAGUUUCUCAAUUCUCACCACUUGUUUCCGGAGUAAUGUGUUGUUAUUGUAAGAAGUUGCCUGUUAAUCCUGUCUGAGAGCCAAAUUUUUCUUCAAGUUCGACUCAGGGAGCUCUAAUCGCAUUUGUAGAGCCUUCCUUUAUCAGAUUUUCAGCAGGAAAUGUUGUUCAUCUCUGUGAAUUGAAUGCGUUUCUUUGCGUAAUGGAAAAUUCCCUUUUACCUAUCCUUUGUUGCCCAAUGCAUUUUUAAAAAUGUCUAUUCUAUUAACUAUUUAAUACAUACUGAAAACUCUAAUAAAAAGUGUUGAGUUUC
This is a messenger RNA of Stylophora pistillata, 1841 nucleotides long. RefSeq lists its product as uncharacterized. The record is from RefSeq and is a predicted model, not a curated record. NCBI's taxonomy places the organism in Eukaryota, Metazoa, Cnidaria, Anthozoa, Scleractinia, Pocilloporidae. Gene Ontology annotation, molecular function: protein binding.